Anopheles stephensi (Asian malaria mosquito) is the source of this 5012-nucleotide messenger RNA. RefSeq names its product TATA-box-binding protein-like. The coding region runs from base 857 to 2503 and encodes 548 amino acids. Gene Ontology annotation, biological process: DNA-templated transcription initiation. The transcript is spliced from 4 exons. Gene Ontology annotation, molecular function: DNA binding; general transcription initiation factor activity. The record is from RefSeq and is a predicted model, not a curated record. Lineage: Eukaryota; Metazoa; Arthropoda; Insecta; Diptera; Culicidae.
GGACUACCCGAAACUCGAUUGACGGUCCUGACGGCGCAGUCUUAUUUCUCAGCAUGAAAAUGGCUGAGUUGUGAGCGUCGUUCUAUUAGCAAUAUUUCCGGUCGAUUUCAAUGGUUCCUUCUGCACGCGACCGUAUUCUCGAACCGAUACUGUGUUCCCGAACCAACACUGGACGCCGUUUUGAUCCUUCCAUCAUCCUCCCGCCCGCCGUUGAACAAUAUUUCCUAGCUGCUGCUGCUGCUGGUGCUGCUGCUGCUGAAUGUAAUUGAAAGGGGGAGUAGUAAAAAGCAGACGAGCAGAGGAGCGUAUACGGUUCGCGAACAGGGAAGAAAAAAUCGAACCAAUCGAGAAGUACCGCAUAGCACGGUAAAGCAGGAAGCUGGCUCGCUGGCUAGCUGGCUGGACGGGACAAAGCCUAGAUUCCAGAGCAGCAACAGUGGAAGAACGAUUCUUACAUGCAGGUGCAGGUUCUCGGAACCAUUUUGUAGAUACGCUCGUGUGGUUCAUACGGUUGCCCAGGGGAAGGAUUGCAAACAGACGGGAAGGUAGUGCCUGUUAACCUGUUAAGUAUCAUCUAUUCGUUAAGCAAACGCCGUGCUACACACCAACGGAAUGCGCUGCCGAACCGCAAUCGCACGCAAGCGAUAAUAUAUCACCGCCUAAACAGAGAGUGGCCUUCAGUUUUCAUUAAGCUGUGAAAAUUUGUAGAAGCAAACACCAGAGAGCAAUAUAAAAGGGACAAUCGAAGCCAGGAAGAAAGAAUCAUCUGCCUAAGCGUUUGAUCGCGGACCAGCGGAGCAUAGCGAGCUAACCAUUCACUACUUUCCCGCCAAUCAAUAACCAUCGUUGCCACUUGAUGCAUAGCACCUCUCAGGGAGGUAGUAUGGCUGCUACACUGCUACAGCAGAAAACUUUCAUGAACGGUCUCACGGCCAGUUCAAACAGUGCCGGGGCGCCGGACGGGGCCGCUAGCAAUCCGACGGUAUCCAGCGCCGGCACGCCAACGGCGCUGGUAGGCACCCCAACGGCCGGUGGUGGCGUCGGUAUAGUGAAAACGUUCCUGCCCGUGUCAAAAACACUCAUCCAUCACCUGCUGCCUAAUCAUGCGCUACAGACCGACCAUCACACGGCCGCUGGCAAUUUGCUGCACCGGGGAAAUAAUUCCACCGCCACCGGUGCAUUUGUCGUCGUGUCCUCCCCAACGCUCGAUAGCAACAAUCAUCACAGAACUGAGCAGUAUCGAACAAAUCGAGGCACGUCUAGCGUAAGUACGUACAAUAUUCUAACACCAAGCGGAUGUGAAGAUCCGCCGGCCAGCGCACUGGACGAGAUCUUCAGUCCAUUACCUCGUCAAGCGGAAACGUCCGCACAGCCUUUGGAAGGUGUGACCGAUUGUGUGUGGGACGCAAUCGAACCAGCACCGGUUAUUACUGCUACAACCCCGGAGACCAUCGGCCAUUGUCAGCAGCAACCCACCACAUCCACCAAUCAUGCCUCAAUCAACCAGCAGCACGCACUGGCCGGCGUCCAUCAUGCAAAGGAUGCGAAUGAACGUUCGCUUGUUCCUGCCGACACGGUGGCCGAGCUGUCGCCGGAACAAUCCGAAACCAAGACCGUACCGGAAGCGGCCGACGAGCAGGAUGCCGAGCCCGAGCCGGAAAUCGACAUCGUCAUCAACAAUGUCGUGUGCUCGUUCAGUGUUCGCUGCCAUCUUAACCUGCACGAAAUAGCGCUCAACGGCGAUAAUGUGGAGUUUCGCCGAGAGAACGGUAUGGUGACGAUGAAGUUACGGCGCCCGUACACGACCGCGUCGAUCUGGUCCUCGGGCAAAAUUACCUGUACCGGUGCAACGUCCGAAGAUCAGGCUAAGGUGGCGGCACGUCGCUAUUCGCGCUGUCUGCAAAAGCUCGGCUUCAAUGUGCGGUUGCGAAACUUUCGCAUCGUUAACGUACUCGGCACCUGUGCGAUGCCGUGGGGUAUCAAAAUCGUGAACUUCUCGGAGAAGUACAAAAAGGACGCUAGCUACGAGCCGGAACUGCAUCCGGGUGUCACGUACAAGCUGCAUUCGCCACGUGCCACACUGAAGAUAUUCUCCACCGGAAGUAUCACUGUUACCGCCGCUAGUGUUGCCUACGUGCAAGCCGCCAUCGAGCACAUCUUUCCACUGGUGUACGAAUUCCGCAAGAAGCGUACCCCACACGAAAAGCUCGAGCUGCUGAAGCAACCGCCCGCCUUCGAUCAGCAGGACUUCGAUAUGCCGGAGGACGGCGAUCCCGACCUGGCGCAGGCGGCCGCCGGUACGGUGAGCGGACCCGUGCCGGACGACCUGGACGAUCUCGUCGCGGAAGAUUACGAAAUGCACGACGAGGAGGAGGAGGAGGAGCUGGAGAACACUGCUGCUGCCGGGAGCCUGGGAACCGGUAACGCCAAAGCAAUAGACAAAAGCAAUAGUAUUAGGGUAGGGUGCGCCACUGCGAAGGAGGGGCAACGUUUCGUGCGUUAAGCUAUGCUCUACGCUGGGCAGCUUCCUGGCAGUCGCAUCAGAGAAUGCAACCAUUCAUUAUUCUACCAAUAAUGCUCAGUGACAUCCCCACCCCCCCGCACCCCUAACCCCUUACGGCGGUCACGGUCACGAAAUCCUUAACAUAGCAAUAAUCCUUUAUCUCGGAUCUUCCACUUCCAAACAAACACAUACACCCACCCCAUUUCGAUACAAAAAAAAGCACACACACACACACAAGUAUAUCUUACUCUUUUUAUCUCCUUUAUCUCUCUUCAUCUCUCUAUCUCACUCACACGGAAAACCCCCUUUACAUUACAUACUCAUGAUGGAAGCUGCUUGCAGUGGUUAAGCUGUUUCAAUAUUUUUUACGUUUUAUUGGACGCAUUUCAUUUUGGACACAUUAACAAACACACACCCUUGCUGCUGCAUCCCCCCCCAAUCACCCCCCCCACCCCUAGGACGGUUCCAGUUACUCUCUGGCUUAAUUUAUAUUUAAUCAACGCCCGUGAGUGUUGUGUCGUUACAUCACCAACAUUUUCCUUCUUUCCCUUGGUUUUUUUUUUUGUUUUGUUUAAAUUCUUAUUUAUAAAUAUAAACCACAGGAAAAGCUUACAUCUGUUUGAUGCAAUAUGAUUUACCCAGACAGGCUGUAGCUUCGCGAAAAAACCGACGUGUCUAAGGCAGAACUACUAUCAAUCUGAGGGGGGGAAAGCAAAAAUGUUUAUUAGGAUGAAGGGACACACUGCCAUUGCCUUUGUUUAGCUAAACAAUUGGCGUGAGUCUGUGACUACUUUUAUGAUCCCGCUUUACUAUACUCAUAGAUUACUACAUUAACGAAUAUUUGCGUUAAGCUUUGUAUACACGAUUUCCGGCUAUCGAGAGUGAGCGAAUGGAAACAUUCGGGCAGCCGGUUUUUGUUCCCCCCCAAGGUCAUGUAACAAAUGUUUACAUGUUCUCACACACAACAGUGUAAGCCGAUCCGGGGGGGAUUGUGGUCGCUGUUCAUUUGAACCAGCGGCGUAUUUUGAAGAAGAAAAGAAGGUUUAUCACACAUACCGACCGCCUCUUUACAUUUAGCUGCGGGUAACAGCAGCAAGGAGCAGCAGCGCAUCACAAAACUGCCGGAGAAACAAACAAACAAACAAAAAAGGGGGAGUUAAAGUGGUAGUAGCGAGCGAGAGUUAGUUCAUAGUUUAGUUCAUAACUAGAGCUUUUAAUGAUAAAUAGGCUUUAUAGCGUUAUUACAAAAAGUGCCCCUAGUGUAAGUCGUACAAACAAACAAACAAAAAACUAAACGAAGGCCGUUUAAUCCGCGUAACCCGUAAGUUUUGUUUUCCGGAUAUGCCUCGAAACUAUCCUGCAAAUGAAUAAGCAAUAGCCCUAAUAAGGGACAUAAAUCACACACACACACAUACAUAUACAUAUAUACAUAUGAUAGUUCCAGUUAACGACAUAAUCUAAUCCACCGUGGCCUGAGGAUCAGAGUCAGAGUUGAAAGGAACCAAGCACGAAACGCGCUCAGUUUUCAUUUUGUAGCUAAUUCGUUUCUCCUACGGUUAAGCGAUUAACUUAACAGGUACGACAACAAUCUUCCAAAACAAAAAGUCGUUUUACUGUGGCACAGUUAUGUUAAAUUCUGUUUCAAAUUUUCCGCCUGGUUUUGUGGUGAACUUGUUUUCCUUUUUUUUUCUUCCUAUUAUCGCGAUUUUGCUUACAAGAUCGGCUAUUAGACAAGAGAAUGGACUAGAGGUAGAAAAGUAGUGGAGGGCAUUGUUGAGUAUUUAUCUAUAUUGUUUUGAGUAGAAACCUUUUUUUUUUGUUUUGUUUUGGUCGUAACGAAAUAGUGAAUUUCGGAAAUAAUUAUAAGGUUGCGCGAAAGGAUAUUGGUCCCGUAAGGUAUGGCUGUCGCUUCACUGACACCGACCGGCGAUUCUGACGGCAGGAGAAAAACAAAAAGCAAAGUAGAGUAAGGAAGUAAUAACCAAACCAACCAAGUGCUUGCAACGACGAUGAAGCGUUUAUUACACAUUAAGACUCAUAAAUCUCGGAAUAAAAGUGAACGGAUCCGCAAAUACUGGAUAAGGAAGGUAAACAGCAAAAGGCAGAUCAAAGCAGGACGGUACACAGUGUCAAACAGUGUCACAGUGCGUACUGUUGAAUCUGGGACACUGGUUAGAUGAUAUUAGCAAUAUCAAAUAGUAGCGAAUACGGAGCGAAGUUGUAUCAUGAUAUAUCAAGACGGGGAUGGCGAGUCAUCCCCCCCCCCCCUCCUCCCUCCCGUAAAUCCGAUGAGAAGACGACCGAUCACAAACGAUGUAGCACCAGUAGGCGUGAUGAAACCAAAGACUUACAUUUGUAUUAUUGCACACAUCAAAAAAGCGAUCGGACGAUCGUUUGAGGCGAGGAAGCGUAUGGGAAAAGGAAACCCCGGAAGUGAAACGAUCGUAGAGAAAAUAAAAUGUGCUUGCGUUUGCUUUUGAGACGCAAUAUUUCUAAUGAGAACACGGAA